Molecule: messenger RNA, 987 nt
Organism: Tinamus guttatus (white-throated tinamou)
Lineage: Eukaryota; Metazoa; Chordata; Aves; Tinamiformes; Tinamidae
Source: RefSeq, a predicted model, not a curated record
AUGGCAGCUGUGAACCCCCGCUCCAGGGGGGGCAAGGAGCUCAGUGCCACGGAGCUGGAGGCCAUCGGGGAGCCCUGGGCGGAGGAGAAGGAGGACGAGGACAGCGCGGUGGAGACGGAGGACAGCCUCUCCAGGGAGGAGGUGCCAGUGGUGGCAGAGGCCCAGCCCUGCGAAGUCUCCCACCCGGCCCCUGCUCCGGAGGUGACGCCGGUGUCACAGUCCCCGCAGCAGCCUGACAUCCCUUCGGGGGAGCAGGACAUCCCGCUCCAGCCAGGUAACAGCGAUGGGGACACGGGCAGUGCGGUGCCGUGGAGCGGAGGGUACAUCAAGACCUACCUGCUCCCAGACAAGUCCAACCAUGGCAAGCGCAAGACCACGGUGCGCAAGCGCAGCCUGGACCCUGUCUUCAACGAGACCCUCAAGUACAAACUGGAGAAAACAGACCUGCAGGGCCGGACCCUGAACCUGUCCGUGUGGCACCACGACAGCCUGGGCAGGAACCUCUUCCUGGGCGAGGUGGAGAUCGCGCUGGGCACGUGGGACUGGGCCAACACGCGGCCCGAGUGGUUCAACCUCCAGCCCCGGACACCUGUCAGCCCCAAUGACCUCGCCAGCUGCGGCCACCUCAACCUGGCGCUGAAGUUCAUCCCCGCGGGCUCUGAAGGUGCAGGGCUGCCCCCCACGGGCGAGCUGCACAUCUGGGUGAAGGACGCGCAGAGCCUCGUGCCCCUGCGCCGCGGCACCGUGGACACCUUCGUGCAAUGCUACGUGCUGCCCGACGACAGCAAGGCGAGCCGGCAGAAGACGCGCGUGGUGAAGCGGAGCCUCAACCCGCUCUUCAACCACACCAUGGUCUACGACGGCUUCCAGGCCAAGGACCUGGCCGAGGCCUGCGCCGAGUUCACCCUGUGGCACCGCGAGGCCUUCGCCAAGCGCCUGCUGGGCGGCAUCCGCCUCAGCCUGGGCACAGCUCCCGCAGCAGCCUAG